This is a messenger RNA of Ambispora gerdemannii, 636 nucleotides long. The record is from the annotation of a GenBank genome assembly. NCBI's taxonomy places the organism in Eukaryota, Fungi, Glomeromycota, Glomeromycetes, Archaeosporales, Ambisporaceae.
AUGCGCUCUUCCUUGCGAUGGGGAAUGGUGUUAGUUGCCAUUUGUUUGUUCGUUUCUUUUACUAUGCAAGUUUCUGCAGAACCCUGGUGGAAGAGACAAACUAGUUCUGAUUCUGGGAACAAUGGUGGUAGUAAUGGUGGUGGUAAUAGCACUAACACUGCAGCAAUCCAAAUGACGACACCGGCUGUCACUCAAGGAAAAGCAUUAUUCAAGAUCGGAAGUAAAGUUACAUUCGGAUGGAAAUACCAAACUACACCGAUCAUAAAACCUCAAGCUCUUAAUAUUUUAUCGCUAGCAUCAACAAAAACUUGGUAUACCAUUGCUCAAAAUAUUUCUGCGUCGGCCACCUCAUUUGAAUGGAAUACCGCCGAUCAAAAAAAUCCUCCGUUGGUAAUGGCCGAUUAUACUUUAUAUAUUACUGAUGAGCGUGGUAAAGACGCUCCAGCAACUGCUGGUAGAUUAGGAAUAUUCAAUGGUCUAGUGUUUUCAAUGUAUUUGCCGCAAUCGUAUACCCCAUUAGAUGAAUAUACUUGUGCUACUUGCUAUAGUGAUGGGUCAUUUCCGUUCGUUCCUAUUGCUAUGACAUUUGCCGUGACGGCUAUAACCGUGAUCUCUUUUAGUUUCUUUAUGAUCUGA